This is a messenger RNA of Chara braunii, 3342 nucleotides long. NCBI's taxonomy places the organism in Eukaryota, Viridiplantae, Streptophyta, Charophyceae, Charales, Characeae. The record is from the annotation of a GenBank genome assembly.
GCGCCAAGAGAUAUGAACGAAAGGCUGAGUUAGUACCUUAGCCUUUUGAAGAGGAGGACCCUAAGGGUGCCAAGGACGUCCAAUGGAUGAUGAAGUUGGCGCUCGCAUGCAAUCACAGUCUGGUGGAGGAGGUAAGGACGAUAGAGAAAGGUCCAGACCGGGUAAGGAGUCACGAGGAGUUGAUGGGAGGCAUGUACCUCCUCGUCAAUACACUUCUGCAGGAACCCUCUGAUCUGAUAGGCUCGUUAAACCCGGCUGGAGGAGGAGAUGUUGUGCCAGAAAGCCAGGAUGACGAGUUUGAGAAGGGAGAAAUCAAAGAGCCUUUCCGUGCAGAGGAGUAUGAUGGAAUCUACCUGGAACUGGGACUCCUCUUAUCGUGCGAAAUGCUGGAUAGGGAUGCAAGCGAUAGGGCCCAAAGGAUGAGGCAGCGCUAUCUGGUAAGGGAUGACCAUCUUUUUGUAAAGAGGCAAGUGGGGAAUCCCAGGAGGGUCGUAUGUGGCAGGAACCGUCAGAUUGAUGUAAUAGCUGCACUCCAUGAUGGCAUUGCGGGAGGACACCGAGGGGCUAAUGCCACAUAUGCCAAGAUAAGUGAGCUAUACUAUUGGGAUGGAAUGAUGGAGAUGGUCAACCUGCAUACCUUGCCAAGAGCGAUCUCAUCUAAGGCCGGGAGAGCCACUGCAUCCAAGGUUGGAAAGGGAAGUAGGGGCCAUGGGCGGGCCAUUCGUACAAAGACUGGGCCAGUCUUGGUCAGCUGCAUCGAGGAGUACUACUUGCGCUAUCCCUUUGUCAGAGAGUUCGUAAUGGAUAGAGGAUCAGAGUUUACCUGCCAGGAGGUGCAAGAGUUGUUAUCGAGGACUGACUUUGCGAAGACAACCAUGCCAAGAGGAGGGAGGGAGAUGCGGCCAUUGAGGAGACCAACCGGGGCAUCAGGGGGACACGAGCGGCAUGGAUCUUACCGGAGGGAGCAUACGCCAGAGUAUGACGAUGGGGACAUAGAGCUCUUCUUCGGCGAUUAUUGGAGUUAUGCGAGUCGCAGGAGAUGGACGGUGACCCGCAUGAUUGAGAGGUUGAGGGGAAGAGGACGCUUCGCAGAGCCCAUUGCGCGGAUCCGUGAGGAGGCAAGGACUUGGCAGGAGGUGGAGCAGGCAAUGCAGAGGCUAAGACACUCGCCGGUAGGAGCAGACGGGGAGCCGAUUCGCCUCCAGAUUGGGAAUGCGGGGGAGUUCAUCCCAACUUUCGAGCGGUUUAUGCACGAGCAAGCCCCGACUCCGGAAGUGGAAGCCGAGCCAAUGGAUGUUCAAGAAGAGGGCAGGGAGCGAGGAGAGACGCCACCACCACCUCCAGAUCUGAUUCAGUCACCUGAGGUGAGGGUAGAGACAGAGCCGGAAGAAACUGAUUGGAGGAAGGAGGCAAUCUCUACAGUGGACAUGUAUCUGGCAGCGCAUGCUGCGGAGCACCCUGAUUUGGAGGAGGUUCCGAGGGAAAAGCCGUUGCAGGAGCCUCAUCCGCCGCCAACGGAGGCACCACCUGAGGCCCCACCAGGUGAUAUCCGCCCUAUAGCGGGGAGAGCGCGUCCUCGAGAGACUGCUGAGGAGAAGAGGAUCAGGGUAGGCAUACGAUUGGAGGAGAUAUGGCAGGAGAGGCAGAGGCUAGAGGCGUCAGGAGAUCUUCCAGACCGACCACCCGACGCACCAGCCAAGGCCCCUGGGAUUCCAGACUUGUGGAAAGAGUUUUUUGAACAGAGGACCGAAGGACUCACGUCGCCUACAAAGGCAGGUUUCGGGGUGGCCAGACAGGCUGAGGAGACUCUAGAUCGGAGAAUUCGAUUUCUGGCCAGGACGAGCUUCGAUAGGUACCUGAUGUUGGGGGGUGACCUGGCAGGAAAGAAGGCAAAAGAAGAAGGCCAUGGGCCGUCUGAGGCGGGACCUUCACAAGGGCCACCCCUUGGAAGGGUUAUCCUGGGGCCAGAAGAGGCUAAGGCAAAAAGGGAGGCUGAAAAGGAAGCCUUCGUGUUCAGGGCACCAACAGAGUUUGCGACCCUACCAGUGGAGCCUUUGGGAGUCCCGCCGACAUCCUCGCCACUGCCAGGCGAAGAGGGACCACAGGGGGCCACAAGUGAGCCAACACAAGGAUCGAUGGAGGGGCCCAUGGGUGUGCUCCUUGAGGCGCUUGACACUAUGCAAGAGGAAGCAAGCACACCUAUGCCAGAGUUGGGUACUGAGACUGUAAGCGAGGGACUGCCUAUGGUGGUACCAGAAGGAAGGCGGGAGAGCAGGCCUCAAAGGUUGGAUACACCUGAGUAUGUGCCAGAAGUGGGUGAUUUGAGGAGUAGGCUGGGAUCUUGGGCUCCUGAAUCUGGUUCUGGGGAGCGAGCUCCGGAGUCGGAGCAGCAGGCGGUCGCCAGCACCAUGGUAGGGUCCCCAUCGUCACCUCCGCCGCAGCCAAAGAAGAAGAAAUUCAAGAGGAAGGUUGAUCAGCUCUUCUUCUUUUGCAAGAGGGGCGUACAUUGGGCCCUCGUGCGCCCUAAGUUCCUCAAGGACAAGGCGGAAGGGAAGGUCUCAGAGAGUGCAGGGAAGAUGUAUGAUAGGCAGGGCCGAGUGGUAGAGAGGUCCGCUGAUGGGGGUAGAGCACAGUUAUAUAGGCACAACCAGGAGGAGAUGAGCUUGGGCUUAGCCCUAUGGGUUAUGACGUUAAACUUGCGAAACGGAGGUGCGGGGAUCGAGACCGGCAGGCGGCAGCUUAGGAGCGAAGCAGCAUUGGAUGACAAGGACAGAGGGGUUGAGAGUCCCGCGGACUAUCCCCCUUAGUUUUUGUUGGGGGAGGUCGAUCGCGGGCCUUGUUGGCAGGCCCAUGGGGAUGCUGUUAGGUUCCGCCCCCUCCCCUGUUUUUUUUUUUUUUUACCUUUUUUUUUUUUUUUUUAUAUAUAUACUUUGUCUCAUUUGGGGCCGGCCAAAUUCGAACUGGGGUCUGUAGUUUUGGCUUUCCCCGCGUCCCGCUGGGAGGACGCCGAUAGCCAAAAGAGGAAGGGAAUUGGAGAACAUCCCGAGCAGAGCUAUGGGGCUGUAGCUUGAGGGCAGCUAGUGACGCUACGGGCGCACAGCCCGCUGCCCACCGCCUACUGUAAACGGCCUAAGUGUGAGCAUGCCCGUUGGGGCCCUGAGGAAAGGCCGCAGUGGUGCAGUGGUAGGUGGCUAGGCUGCUGACCACCGCAAGUUGGAUACCUGCGCCAUCUGCAGCAGCCCCGCCGCCUUCCCACAUGCCGAAGGUUCGACACCCGUUUAAGGCUGUGCGCUGCAGGGCCAUCAUUCCUUGAUGCCGAACGAAUGAAUCAGCGAGACGCUA